UAUCCAAUGAGCCGCCAUAUUAGAAGCCAACCCCUCUUUCAUUCGGGUGAGAAAAGACACUUGGAGGCUAGUUUUCUGAAGUGCUGGUUGUUUAUGUCGUUGAGCGUUUAACUAUAAAUCGUUAAACCUGCACAACUCGUGUCUUGUUUUGGUUUGGUUAGUGUCUUUCAUACGGGUAAUUUAGUCUUCUACAAUGGCUACCGCGGCUGCAACUCCGACCGGGCAGAGAAGCACGUGCGGCGGCGGCACUCCGCUGAGCCCGACCAGGAUCAGCAGACUGCAGGAGAAGCAACAGCUCAGGGACCUCAACGACCGCCUGGCCGUUUACAUUGACAAAGUCCGUAGUUUGGAGUCUGAAAACAGCGUACUCCACCUUCAAAUUAACGAGAGGGAAGACGUAAGGAGCCGGGAGGUCAGCGGACUGAAAGCCCUGUACGAGACCGAGCUAGCCGACGCCAGAAAAUGUCUGGAUGAGUCGUCCAAGGAGCGGGCCUGGCUGCAGAUUGAGCUGGGGAAGAUCACCUCCGAGCAUGAACAGCUUCUACAGAACUACAACAAGAAGGACUCUGAGGCAGCCAGCGCCCAGGCCAGGCUGAAGGACUUAGAGGCUCAGCUGAACUCUAAAGAGGCCCUGCUGGCUACAGCGCUGUCUGAGAAUGGAGGCUUGGGGGCCACACUGGCCGACCUGCGAGAACAGCUGCAGGAGAUGGAUACAGGUCUCGCUCAGGCCAAGAAGCAACUUGGAGACGAGAUGCUGCUGCGCGUCGACUUGGAAAACCGUUGCCAGAGUAUGACAGAGGAAAUGAUCUUCCGCAAGAGCAUGCAAGAGGAGGAAGUAAAGGAGGCGCGGCAGCGGUACGAGGCGCGGCUGGUGGAGGUGGACUCUGGACGGAAGGAGGAGUACGAGUAUAAACUGACCCAGGCCCUGACUGACAUGAGAGCUCAGAACGAAGAGCAGAUCAAGAUGUACAAGGACAACAUGGAGAGCACCUACGUGGCCAAACUGGACGACCUGCGUCGGCUGUCUGAGAUGAACGGAGCAUCGGCCAACAUGAGCCGAGAGGAGCUCAGAGAGUCCAGCCUGAGGAUCGAGAGCCUCACCGCCCAGAUGGCAGCCAUGCAGAAGGAGACUCGUGGUUGGCGCGACCGUAUCGUGGAGCUGGAGGACACCUUGGCUCAGGAGAAAGACAGGAGCCGCAAGCUGCUGGCAGACAAAGACCGCGAGGUCCGCGAGGUCCAGGCCAGGAUGCAGCAACAGCUAAACGACUACGAACAGCUGCUGGACGUCAAACUGGCACUGGACAUGGAGAUCAACGCCUACCGUAAACUCCUGGAGGGAGAGGAAGAGAGACUGAAGCUGUCUCCCAGUCCUUCGGCCCGUGUCACCAUGUCUCGAGCCUCCUCCAGCAGCCGCAGCGUGCGCACCACUCAGGGAAAGAGGAAGCGCGUGGAUGUGGAGGAACAGGAAGCCAGCAGCUCGGUGUCGAUCGCUCACUCUGCCUCGGCCACAGGAUCGAUCUGCAUCGACGAGAUCGACAUGGACGGCAAGUUCAUCUGCCUCCACAACACUGGAGAGGAGGACCAGGCAAUGGUCGGUUAUGAGAUGAUUAAGACAAUCGGAAAUGCUACAGCUACCUACAAGUUCACACCCAAAUAUGUCCUAAAGGCUGGCCAGAAAGUCACGGUUUGGGCGUCUGAUGCUGGUGUGAGCUCCAAACCUCCCACAGACCUGCUGUGGAAGAACCAGUCGUCCUGGGGAUCAGGGCUGGACGUGCAUGUGGUGCUGACCAACCCUCAGGGAGAGGAGGUGGCAAAGAGAACCACAACAUACAACACGGCACUGGAAGAGCAGGAUGAGGAAGAUAAUGGAGUGGAGGCCAGUGAGGAAGCCCUCUUCCACCUGCAGGAGGACCCUCGCACGGCCAAGAGAGGCUGCUCCAUCAUGUGAUCCCUCUGCACCAACCAGCCGCUCCGCUGCCUCUAAUACUACAACUAUUUUUCUAUCUUUUGUAGUGUAUUUCCAUACGAAGAAUGUUUUACUUUCUCAUAAAAAUGCAAAGCUGGGUAGAUUUUAUUUUCAUCUGAAAAAGCCAACAACAUGGUGCUGAAACAAUGUAUUUUGUAGAUCAGAAACCUUUUUAUUUUAUAAAAACAUGCAACAAGUAGCUAAACUCCAGACCGACUGUGUCUUUUAAAAAUUGAGUAAUGUGCUAUGUCAUUUUAAAAUUAUAAUUUUGUUAUUUUCUUUUAUAUUUUAUCUUGUAAUUUUAUUGAUGCUAUAUUUUAAGCUACAAGAGAAGACGCAGGAUUAGGUCAGGGGCUGAUUUAGAUCAGUUUUGCUCAAAAUCUACUGUAUUUUAAAAAAAAAUAAGAAAAAAAAAAGACUGAAGAAAUACGCACUGAAAGGACAAGUACACUAAAUAAAAGCUUGACAGUAAGAGGAGUUGUGAAGGAGCCUGGACCUGGACAAGAUGUCAGAAUUACACAAUAUGGAACCUCUGUUUAAUAGCAUUCUUUAGAAAAAAAGAACUACUGUGAUUGAUUGUAUUCAUGAAGAAAUCCGAGGGCAUUUGAAGUUUGUUAGCAGUUGUUGACUUCCCUUAAAGCCCCUGUGUGUAAGAUUUGAAACUGUGGCGUUAGCGACUCCUCGUGGUAGAAUGAAAAAGAAAAAAAAAAAAGAUGUGACCUGGGGACAAAAGAUGGACUGACAGCAGUAGCCGGCUCCAGUCUUCACAGGGGGGGGGGGGGGGGCUGUAAUAUCAAAUCUGAACGUUUCUCUCCGCUGACUUUGAAUAAGCGUUGCACCACUAAUUGAGAAGUGUUGAUUGUAUCUUAACUUUUGAUAUUUGAAGUGUUUGAAGUACUUUUUGUGUUAGUCUGUUAAUAUGCAUGCUGUGGCUGAAUCCUAGUUAAAUGAUUAAAUGUGUUUUCUUGUA
This is a messenger RNA of Sander lucioperca (pikeperch), 2936 nucleotides long. RefSeq names its product lamin B1 (gene lmnb1). The transcript has 11 exons. The record is from RefSeq and is a predicted model, not a curated record. Bases 194 to 1948 code for a protein of 584 amino acids. NCBI's taxonomy places the organism in Eukaryota, Metazoa, Chordata, Actinopteri, Perciformes, Percidae.